CGCGAUCUUGGGAAGUUGAGUUCCCCCAUCGUGAACCGCCCCCUCUCACCGCCCCGAUUCCCGCGUAUGGUCCCGCCGCGUAGCAUCCUCUCGGCGCCCAGAGCCCGGGGGGCUUCCUGCCUGCCAUGGCGAGCGGCAGCAGCCUGACGGUGGUAGCUGGCCUCACAAAAGCUCCCGCCGCUGGAGGUCUCUUCGCGCCCGCCGGCCGCCUGUCGGCUGCUUGCUCCUGGGAGUGCCGGGCGGACCUGGCGGGAGUCCUGCGCCUCGUCCCGGAGGGGGAAGCCGACGCCUGUGAGCCCCUGGGACCCCCGCUGAACGGUGAGAACGUUGUGGUUCUUGAAGGACGAUUACACAAUGGCAACGUAGCUCCAUGCUUACUGUACUUGCACUGUGACCCCCACGGUUCAGAAGAAAUUAUUGGUCUCGGCAUUGUCAGUGAGGCCCGGAACAUGGAAGUCUACGUUGGUGACGAGUACUGUGGAACUGGGAGAGGAGCGAAAGUCUUUACUGGCCAACAUGACAGCAAAAAUGACCAGGUUUCAUUAUAUCAAAAGUCACUUAAAUUGGAGUGUUCUGCAGCCUCUUGUAAGAUUAAGCUACUGUCCAUCCCUGGAAAACAAAGAGUCCUCGUCAGUAAAAUCAUAGUGCAAGUCAAGCCGGUCUGUAUGAACCCUGUGCCAGACAUUGCUGCGUUAGGAUCAGGAAUAGACUUGGGCAAAGUGCAAACAAUAGUGGAAUCUAUGGGAUCCAAAUUAUCACCUGGGGCUCAGCAACUCCUGGAUAUGGUUGUAUUUCAACAGAAGAAUGGUCUUCCAUUUGGAGGCAAGUUACAAAAUGUCUUUGGGAAAAAUGGAUUUGGGUUUGAAAACAAUCAUACCAUUGAUGGAUUGAAAAAGGUAGUUGAUAUUGGAAGAUUAGACCACUUGCCCAAUGGGCUAUCUCUUCCAAGAGCUCAUGCAGCAGCUGGAAUGGCUAUGGAAGAAUUAAAGAGGCACGCCGAUAUGAACAAACAGAUUCCUAAUGCAGAGAAUGUAUGUGAGACUCCAGGACUUCAGGCUCCACAGCCCAGCGCUGUACUUUCUCAGAAUGACUUCAAAGGUUUGGUCUCAUCCUUUUUGCAAGAGCAAGGAAGUGAAAAACCAAACGCACACAACUCCAUGCUGCUGCUUCCACUCCUUCAAACGGUAUGCGGUCAAGUAAAUCAGUUACGAAUAGAUGAAAGGAAUAAGCACUGUGAGAACAAAUCCGCAUCUGAGGAGGAUGGGAUUCAGACUUUGGGCUUGGAACAGCAGCCUGUUUUUCUGCACAUGGAAAAGGUCAUCGCCAGAAACAUGGAUCUGAUGGAGAAGAGAUUGAUGGACCAUAUUGAUCUGCGUAUGCAGAAACUUCAGGAACAUCUAGAUCAUAAAGUUGCUGCGCUGUUUGAUUUGGUUCAGAAUUCCAAUAAUGUUUCAAAAGAACAUGGUUCUGAAGAAUGCUCAGAUGGGAAGAGGUAA
Messenger RNA from Zootoca vivipara (common lizard), 1496 nucleotides. It is a transcript of the gene C5H10orf88, whose product is annotated as chromosome 5 C10orf88 homolog. The record is from RefSeq and is a predicted model, not a curated record. NCBI's taxonomy places the organism in Eukaryota, Metazoa, Chordata, Lepidosauria, Squamata, Lacertidae.